CCCCUCAGUGUGAUUCUGCAGCUCAUUAGUUAGUUCAUGCGAGUGAUUUAGCCGAACAGUUAGGGUUUAGAAAACUAUCAUUGUGAUCAGUACUUCCACACAGCUUUGCUGAUAUACUAAAAUGGGGUUCGUUCGUAUAUAAGCUUUAUUUUUAAGGGGUGUGUGCUCUGAACGUAUUGUUUUGAAUCUGAAUCUGACGUCAGCGGACAGCUGUGUGUAUUAAUGCACUGGUGUUUUCAGUGCGGGAUGUGCAAGGGCAGCUGUCGCUAACACUGACCAAGCUGUUGUGGGUUUUUCUUUCGUCCGCUGGAGAGGGAGGCAGGCAUUGGGCUGUGUACCUUUAAGAGAGGGCGGAGAGAGUUAGAGCCCCGGGGCUGUGUGCUGAACACAGUACUGAUCCUGUUUAGGUAUCUUUUCCUUUUUUCUCUUCUGUUUUUUCGUGUUGAUUUUUACUGUGCUAUGUAUUAUUCAUAAAUGACGCUCGGAGGCGGAGUUUAGACACAGUAUCAGUAAUAACAGCAGUGUCGAGACGAGAGGAGGAGAACUCGCUGACACUGAAGAUCCAUGUCUCCUCCAGCUUCAGCCUGAAAAAUGAUAGAGAUGUCAUUUGACAAAGGAACUGUUUUAUCCAGUGAGGGCCAAACAGACCCCACUUCCCAACAGCACUCAGAACUUACUAGAAAUGUUACCAACAUUGACGAUCUCCAUCCAUCGGACAAGACCACAGUUAUAAACCUCAGUAAAGAGGGUGGUGAAAAGGCAGGAAGUGAUGCAUUAGUGGAGCACACAGUGAAAACCAAUGCCACAGAUAACAAUGCUAUGAGUGAGAGUGGGGAUGUUGGGAUCGAAUCGUCGACGCAAACCCAAAAUGGCACCCAGCAGCCCAAACCUCAACAGCAGAGAGUCAAUAAGCGGCGCAACACUAUGAGUUAUGGAUUCAAACACCCUGGUUAUGGUAAACGAAGACGCCGUGCCAACUCAGAAAGUGAGUCAGUCCUGCCAACCAAUUUCCUGCUGGGCGGGAACAUAUUUGACCCACUCAACCUCAACAGCCUUCUUGAUGAAGAGGUGAACCGGGCUCUUAAUGCAGAGACACCCAAGUCCUCGCCCUUGCCUGCCAAAAACAGAGACCCUGUGGAGAUCCUGAUACCCAGAGAUAUUACAGACCCCCUCAAUCUCAAUUGCCUUAGUGCAGGACAUAGAAGUCAGUUGACGUCUCCCUUAAAAAGUAGCGGAGGCAGGCGAAGGCAUCGAAACAAGCACCAUGGAGGAUUUGGGAAAGGUUUUGGUGAAGGAGUCGCACAGAUCGAUUUACUCGAGCCUAACGGCUGUGCAACAGUACAAGAUGAUGGAAAAACAACGCUCCCCUUGACGCAUUUGCACUCGGAGGUUCAACAAACGUGUUCAAGCGUGGCGAACACCCUUGUUCCUGAGGACCAGACGCUAUCGGACUCGACUCUUGAGGCUCAGUGUUCAGAUAAGCCCAGUUUAACCACAAAUGGCGGUGAGGUGAAGGAGAAAGCCAUUGACUCCUCAACUGCACCUCCAUCUACAAACCCCACCAAUGCUCCAACAAACAGGCAGCGCAAACGCAGGCGUGCCGGCAACAGAUUGGAGAACCCAGAUGAGGUGAGAAGUUGGGGUCAGACUCAGAGAUCUGGAAGACCUUCUCAAGCUUUUCACACGCCAGGAACGGGCUCUCGUACGGGAGCAGCAGAAAGACCACAGCAAAAUCCGAGCCAUUGGAAGCCGCAGUACAACAACAACAACCAGCCGAAAAAGAAGUUUCAGUUCGGCAACUAUAAUAAAUACUAUGGUUAUCGGAACCCAGGUCUGAGCGAGGAUCCUCGUAUGCGUGUUUUUAAUCCCGAGUGGUCGGGGAAGGCGGUGUUGGAUCUGGGCUGCAACACCGGUCACCUGACGCUGUCCAUCGCCAAAAAUUGGCGUCCGGCACGGAUCGUGGGCCUGGAUAUUGAUGGAGCAUUGAUACACGCUGCUCGGCAGAAUAUACGGCACUAUCUCUCUGAGGUCCACACGCAGCAGGCCCGGCGUUCUGGGGAAAAUGGGGACGGGAGGGAGAGGAUGGAAGAGGAUUUGGUGGAAGAAAAGAGUCAGGGGAAGGAGACAGACAAAGAGAGUUUUGUUGUGAAAGAGGACAAAUGCACGGCCGGGGAAGGAAUGGAAGUUGGUCGAGAAGAGAAAGGGAAUCAGCGAGGAAAGAGUGGGAAAAUGGAAGAUGGAGCAUUGGUAAGUCUCCCUGAUGGGAAGCAUUCAUUCCCUGUCUCGCUCCGGAUCUCAAGAGGACCCAUAGCUGGCCCCCCUUUGCCUGAGACAAACACAAACAGUCUCCCUCCUGGAGAUUUCCCUGCUAAUGUGACUUUUGUCAAGGGGAACUAUGUGCUGGAAAGCGAUAUGUUGGUGAAGAUACAAAAGGAAGAGUAUGACGUGAUUCUAUGUUUGAGCGUGACAAAAUGGGUGCACUUGAACUGGGGUGAUGCCGGACUCAAGCGGCUCUUCCACAGGAUAUACAAUCACUUGCGGCCAGGAGGACUCUUCAUUUUGGAGCCUCAACCCUGGAGCUCCUACAGCAAGAGGAAGAAGCUCACUGAGGACAUCUGUAAGAAUUACCAUGGCAUCCGGUUAAAACCGGACCACUUCUCCUCCUUCCUGACCGCCGAUGUGGGCUUCUCCAGCUAUGAGCUCAUCGGAACGCCACAAAAUUACUCUAGAGGCUUUCAGAGACCAAUCUACCUUUUUCACAAAGGACCCUCACCUCAAAAGUGACACCACCUGUUUGACGGCCAACUUUGACUUUGAAAUCCACCAAUUUGAAGAUUUUGAAAACAACCAGCAUUUGAAAUCAAUUGAACUUUAAGCAUUUUCUUUGAAAUUGAGAUGAGACUUUCAAUAUUUUGAACUCAUUGGUGCUGAAUAAGAUUUUAUUUUCUCAUUAAAUCUCACAAUUCCACCCGAAUUCCUAGAAUUUUAGCCACAUAUCAGUUUUUCCCUUUUCAAACAAGAUGAUCACUCGUAAAGGACGAUGAAUGCGAAGAAGCACAAAGUUAAAUUAAAUCAAAUCCUGUUAAACGCCAUUUGUUUUUCAUUUGAAAUGAAAUUCCCAAAAGGGUAAAUUCUUGAUUAAACUGUCUACACAACUGGCAAAAGACCAUCUAAGAAUUGCUUUCUUUUUUUUUCUCAAAAGGAAAGAAGCAUGUUACAAAUGUUCAGUUUUCAGAUUUUUCUCUAUUGUUGUUGCCGUCAUGUAGUUAUUUUUCUUUUAGUUUUGGUUAUUAUCAUAGGACGCUUUUGACAUCUGUCUCUCUUCAGCCGUUUUACAGACAGACAUGUCUGCCACUUAGAAACAAAAGCCAAUAGUUCAAUUUUAUAACAGGAUUUCGUCCUUGAAAGUUUUGAAGCUGCAGGUUAGCUGAUUUGCUAUGACAAAGUGUUUACUGAUCCAAUGUCUCUUAAUAAAAAGUUCUGUGUUCUGAUUCUUCAACUGUUAAAAGUUUAACAAACUGAUGUACAUUUUGUAAAUUGUUUGUCCAGAGUUCUUGUCACCACUGAGGUAACCUUGUUGUUGUUGGUUUUAUUCAUAUUUAAAAGUUUGCACUAAAACGAGAGAACAAAUUUGUCUCCCACAUUUGUAUUUUGUUGUGCAAAUGUAAAGUUGGUGUAUCUCUGAGAAGGGUCCUUUUAGUUCCAAGGACUCGACGAAAUUGAAAAAUAAACUACAAAAUAACAUGUA
Messenger RNA from Pimephales promelas (fathead minnow), 3748 nucleotides. RefSeq names its product methylphosphate capping enzyme a (gene mepcea). Lineage: Eukaryota; Metazoa; Chordata; Actinopteri; Cypriniformes; Leuciscidae. Gene Ontology annotation, molecular function: snRNA binding; O-methyltransferase activity; RNA methyltransferase activity. Gene Ontology annotation, biological process: snRNA modification. The record is from RefSeq and is a predicted model, not a curated record.